GGUAGGCCAGGGAAACAAGGGAAACAUGCUUAGCUAGCCUCAUUUUCAUCGGGAUCGGAAUUCCUACUUUCAUUUUAUCUAGUAACAUGGGCUCGAAAGACGACGUGGUUUCUCUGGCGCUCAGUGAUGAUACAGGGGUAUCCAUUCAUCUUCACGGUGCCACAAUCUUAUCCUGGAAAUGCAAAGGUCAGGAAAUGUUAUUUGUCAGCAAAAAAGCUGUAUUUGACAACAAAAAGGCUAUUCGUGGAGGAAUCCCGCUUGUGUUUCCUUGCUUUGGACCAUGGGAGAAUGGGCCUCAACAUGGAUUUGCUAGAAUAAAAAGAUGGAAAAAAGAGUCUGAAUCAAAACAGAAUGAUGGAAGAAUAUCUGUAUCCUUCUCAUUAGAGGACGAUGAAGAAACAAGAAAAAUGUGGAACUAUAGAUUUAAGCUUGUAUACACAGUUGAUUUGGGAGGAGAUGAUCUCAAGCUGACUUUGACAGUCAACAACAAUGAUUCUAAGCCAUUUGAUUUCACCACAUUGAUGCACACAUACUUCAGAUGCUCUAACAUAGAGAAUGUCAGAAUUCAUGGAUUGGAAGGACUCCAGUUUAACGACAAGGUUGCUGGCAGUAUUCAGACAAAAGAAGAUAGAAAGAUAGUGACAAUUGACCAAAAUUAUGACAGAGUUUAUAUGAAAUGUGAGGCAGACAAAGUGAAAGUAGAGAAUGUAGGCGAUGGCAAGAAAUUGGUUUCACUUUCUAUUGAAAACCUUCCAGAUGUAGUUGUGUGGAAUCCAUGGGAAGAGAAAGCUAAAGCGAUGUCUGACUUUGAUGAUGAGGAGUUCAGGACGAUGGUUUGUGUAGAGGCAGGGUCUGUAUCAGAGCAAGUCUCAGCACCAGCGGGGGGAUCUGUGGCCUUCUCACAGACUCUGAGGGUGGAUGUGUAACUACAAACAAAUACCAGGGGAAGCUUGACAAAAUACAAGAAAUCCUCCUCUCAUUUUGCUACAUUCAGUGAAAAGCAGUGUAUAACUAUAAUAAGCUCAAUAUUGACCAAUAUUACAUGUACAUUGUACCAAGAAAGCAUUUACAUAUUUUGGGGUAUAUUUUCAUUUUCUUUAUUUGUUAGAUAUAUUCUUAUAUUCAUGUGCCUUACAAUUCUUAUGCUAUCAUCCAUUCCAUAUAAAAAUCUAUUAUUAUUAUUAUAUAUGUAUCUUUAUUAUCCACUGUAAGCAUACUUUGUAAUGCAUGUACAGGUACAUGUAAAUGUAGAUGCAAUUGAUUGAUGACAGUUAAAACUUGUAAUUCAAAAAGUUAUAUAUACAUGUAUAUAUUUCAAUUAAUUUAUUAUUUAAUUAAAGGAUAAAAAAGCA
This is a messenger RNA of Magallana angulata, 1352 nucleotides long. RefSeq lists its product as uncharacterized. The transcript is spliced from 9 exons. NCBI's taxonomy places the organism in Eukaryota, Metazoa, Mollusca, Bivalvia, Ostreida, Ostreidae. Gene Ontology annotation, biological process: carbohydrate metabolic process. The record is from RefSeq and is a predicted model, not a curated record. Gene Ontology annotation, molecular function: carbohydrate binding; isomerase activity. The coding region runs from base 87 to 926 and encodes 279 amino acids.